CACCAUAGUACUUCACAUCUCUUGUGUACCUAGAAACCAUGUCAGUAGCCGAUGAAAAAACAAACAUUAACAUUCUCAUGGUGUCAAUGGCCUUACAAGGUCACGUCAAUCCCAUGCUAAACUUCGCCAAACGCCUCAUUUCAAAGGGUGUUAACGUCACCAUUGCCACAACAGAAGAUGGUCGUGACCGCAUGCUCAAACACAUCGACAAAAAUUCUUCUGAUUCAGGAAUCAAACUCGAGUUCUUUUCUGACGGUCUCAGCGUUGACUUUGACCGCUCCGACACAAAAACCUUAGUCAAAACUAUCCAAGAAAAGGGUUCCAAAAACCUAUCCGACCUCAUCACCAACCUAACCAAAAAUGAAACAUUUUCAUGUGCAAUUGUCAAUCCAUUUGUUCCUUGGGCUAUUGAUGUUGUUGCUGAACAUGAAAUCCCUUGUGCAUUGCUUUGGAUACAAGCCUCUGCUUUGUAUUCAAUUUACUAUCAUUACUUCAACGUCACUGAUUCUUUUCCCAGUUUGGAGGAUCUAAAUGAGAAAGUGCAAUUACCUGGGCUACCAAUAUUAGAGGUAAGAGAUCUUCCUUCAAUGAUACUUCCUUCUAGUCCUCUUCAUUUCAAGGAAAUGAUGGAUGAUUUAUACAAACGUUUGAAUAAUGUGAAAUGGGUUUUAGGUGCUUCAUUUUUUGAAAUUGAAGAAGAAAUAGUGAAAUCAAUGGAUUCAUUAACUCCAAUUUAUCCUAUUGGACCAUUGGUUUCACCUUUUCUGUUAGGAGAAAAGGAAAUAAGUAAUGUUAGUGUUGAUAUGUGGAAUGCUGAAGAUGCAUGCAUAGGUUGGCUUGAUAAUAAACCAAAUUCAUCAGUUAUUUAUAUAUCAUUUGGUAGUUUGGUUGUGUUAUCACAAACACAAAUGAAUAAUAUAGUUACAGCUUUGAAGAAUAGCAACAAGAAUUUUUUGUGGGUUGUUAAGCCAGCAAAUAAUGGAGGAUAUGAAACAAAGGAUGCUGCUUAUGAAUUACCAAAAGAGUUUUUGAAAGAGACUGAAGGGAGAGGUUUGGUUGUGAAAUGGUGUGCACAGGAGAAGGUGUUAAUGCACCCUGCUGUUGCUUGUUUUCUAAGUCAUUGUGGUUGGAACUCAACACUUGAGACAUUGAUAACUGGUGUGCCUGUUAUUGGUUGGCCAUCUUGGACUGACCAACCAACAAAUGCUAUGCUUAUUCAGAAUGUGUUUAGGAAUGGUGUAAAAGUGAAAUAUGGGGAAGAUGGGGUUGCAAGUGUAGAAGAGAUUGAGAGGUGUAUUAGGGAGGUUUUGGAAGGGCCACAUGCUGGUGAGAUUAAGAAGAGGGCUACAGAAAUUAAAGAGUUGGCAAGAAAAACUUUACAGGAAGGUGGUAGUUCUAGCAAGAACUUCAAUAAGUUUAUCAGUGAAUUGGUUGUUAAGAACGAUCCAAGGGUGGUGCAAGAAACUUCAAUAAGUUUACCAGGGAAUUGGUUUUUAAGAACGAUCCAAGGGUGGUGCAGGAAACCUCAGACAAAGAGGUAAUUGUUGAGCUUCAAAUUGAAGGUGGAGAUAAGAAUCACAAGUACAAUGAUAUUGUUAAGAAUGAUCUAAGCAUUCUUUAACAAGUACAACUGUUCUUAUCACACCUCCAGUUGGUGACACCAAUUCUGAAGUAAAGGGUGAUUCUGAAUUCAUAUUGAAUAAGUUUGUAGCUCAGGAAGAUCAUCGAAGGUUUGAUAGAAAACGCAACUUUGCAGACAUUUGAAAUUUUCAUGAUUUUCUAUGAAUAAUACUAGCGUGCAUAUGUUUGUUUAACUUA
Medicago truncatula (barrel medic) is the source of this 1818-nucleotide messenger RNA. Its product is annotated as UDP-glycosyltransferase 84B2. The transcript has a single exon. Gene Ontology annotation, molecular function: quercetin 3-O-glucosyltransferase activity; abscisic acid glucosyltransferase activity; quercetin 7-O-glucosyltransferase activity. NCBI's taxonomy places the organism in Eukaryota, Viridiplantae, Streptophyta, Magnoliopsida, Fabales, Fabaceae. The record is from RefSeq and is a predicted model, not a curated record. Bases 39 to 1541 code for a protein of 500 amino acids.